UGAACAGGAUUCCAGCCUCCACCACUGACACCAUGUCCCACUUGUGUUGCUCUCCUUGCUCCCAGCCCACCUGCUGCAGGACCACAUGCAGCCAGCCCACAUGCUGUGAGUCCAGCUGCUGCCAGCCUUGCUGCCCCCAAACUUGCUAUCAAACUACUCAAGCCACCUACUGCAGGACCAUCUGCCGCAAACCUACCUGUGUGACCACCUGCUGCCAGCCCACCUGCUGUGAGUCCAGCAGCUGUGGACAAACCUGCAGCGGGUCCAGCUACUGCCAGCCUUGCUGCCGCCCUGUCUGCCGUCAGACCACCUGCUGUGCCCUGUCUGCUGUCAGAUCCACCUGCUGCCGCCCUAGCUGUGUGUCCAGCUGCUGCCAGCCCUCCUGCUGCUGAUCACCUCUCCAAGAACCACCAUCUCACAUACCAAACUUCUUAGCAUCUGAUUUGGCAUUCUAGAACAAAUGUCACUUCCAAACAUUGCUGAAAGCCAGCAUUCUACCACCACAUUUUUGUUACUCAUCUGCCUGUUUAAAAGCUUGUGAAUCAGCCUGAUGGAGUGCGGAGGACUUCCUCCUGAUUCUCUUCCUAUGUGUGUGGUCCUGUGCUGGCUUCCUGCAUCCUCCACGGGGAGUGUUGGUCUCUGCUUUGACUCUGAAAUCAUGAUCUUUACCUUCUCUCCACAUGUAACGUAGGGGAAAAAAAUCCUCAUGACUUUUCCUUCAGUUUCUGCUACGUAUCUUCAUAAUACUCUUCAUAAUCACAUUUCUUGUUCAAUGUAUUCAUGGUUCUUGUACCCUGCUUUCUUCUUUUCAUGAUCACUUUGAGGUGUCUCCCUAGAAGCAGGGAAUCUUACCCACAUUUCUAAAUAAAUCCUCUUCCACUUUUCAUCCCAUGUUGUGUCUUUGGGUUAUUGGACAGCUUUCCUGCUGUAAGGAUUUACACACAGGUGCAUCUCAUACGCGUUGUUCCUUCUAAACUCAUACGGUCUCCCACAAAUUCUCUUCCCUUCUCACGUGAGAAAAUGUCCAACUUGAUAGAUUAUCUCAAAGUGAACACACCCAUGUCCCUAUUACCAGGUUAAGAAAUAGAACUUAACCCCUUUCGUUUCAAAUUAUCUCUCUCAAUAAUAUGAAAAUUUAUAUUGUGAGUAUCAUCCAUGUAAUUAUCUAUGGGAAAUUCAUCCCCCU
This is a messenger RNA of Camelus dromedarius (Arabian camel), 1186 nucleotides long. Its product is annotated as keratin-associated protein 9-1-like. The record is from RefSeq and is a predicted model, not a curated record. Lineage: Eukaryota; Metazoa; Chordata; Mammalia; Artiodactyla; Camelidae. Gene Ontology annotation, cellular component: keratin filament.